Funneliformis mosseae is the source of this 151-nucleotide messenger RNA. NCBI's taxonomy places the organism in Eukaryota, Fungi, Glomeromycota, Glomeromycetes, Glomerales, Glomeraceae. The record is from the annotation of a GenBank genome assembly.
AAGUCGAUUCUUUCUACUUGAUAAAGAAAAGGAAGAAGAAACUUUAACAAGUGAAAUAAUUUUAAUUAUUACUUCUGAUCAAACUGUAAUAAAUAUCAAUAAUGCUAACGAUACCUCAGAAAAUUUUUUGAAUAACAAGAAGAGUCCUUAA